Messenger RNA from Bacidia gigantensis, 2049 nucleotides. RefSeq lists its product as uncharacterized. The coding region runs from base 1 to 2049 and encodes 682 amino acids. Gene Ontology annotation, cellular component: cytosol. Gene Ontology annotation, biological process: fatty acid biosynthetic process; acetyl-CoA biosynthetic process; tricarboxylic acid cycle. The record is from RefSeq and is a predicted model, not a curated record. Lineage: Eukaryota; Fungi; Ascomycota; Lecanoromycetes; Lecanorales; Ramalinaceae. Gene Ontology annotation, molecular function: ATP citrate synthase activity. The transcript has 4 exons.
AUGCCUGCUCCCAUUGCCAAUGGUCCUCCCUCAGGCUCGACAUCUACCCCUCAAGUCAAUGGGGAGGUCAACGGCACUGGGCCGAAUGGACCCCCUUCCAAUCAAAACCCGUCUGCAAAUGACAAGAUCCGCCGAUUUGAUGCUCCGAGCAGACCCUUGAGCCCUCAUGCUCAGCACAUGCUGUUCCAUAAUAGGACGCGAUGUUUCGUUUACGGCCUGCAACCACGAGCCGUCCAGGGCAUGUUGGAUUUCGACUUCAUCUGUGGCAGGAAGAAUCCCUCCGUAGCCGGCAUCAUUUACACCUUUGGUGGCCAAUUCGUUAGCAAAAUGUACUGGGGCACCAGUGAGACGCUUCUACCCGUAUAUCAGACAGUCGAUGGAGCCAUUGCAAAGCACAAUGAUGUCGAUACUGUCGUGAACUUUGCCUCCUCCCGUUCCGUGUACAGCUCGACUAUGGACCUGAUGAACUUUCCUCAGAUAAAAUCGAUAGCGAUCAUCGCUGAGGGUGUUCCGGAGCGACGAGCAAGAGAAAUCCUUCACACCGCAAACAAGAAAGGCAUCACAAUCAUUGGCCCUGCUACGGUUGGCGGCAUCAAGCCGGGUGCGUACAAGAUCGGUAACACCGGAGGAAUGAUGGACAACAUAGUAGCCUCGAAACUCUACCGAAAGGGCUCAGUGGCAUACGUCUCCAAAUCUGGGGGUAUGUCAAACGAGCUCAACAACAUUAUCUGUCAAAAUACCAACGGGGUGUACGAGGGCGUCGCUAUCGGCGGAGACCGAUACCCCGGCACCACUUUCAUCGACCAUAUGCUUCGCUAUGAGGCAGAUCCGGAAUGCAAAUUGCUCCUUCUCCUAGGUGAAGUUGGUGGCGUCGAGGAAUAUAAAGUCAUUGAGGCCGUCAAGAGCGGCAAAAUCACCAAACCGAUUGUGGCCUGGGCUAUCGGAACCUGCGCCAGUAUGUUCAAGACGGAGGUGCAAUUCGGCCAUGCUGGUUCAAUGGCAAAUUCCCAGCUUGAAACUGCAACGGUCAAGAACUCCACCAUGAGAGAAGCCGGUUUCUACGUCCCUGAAACCUUUGAAGAUAUGCCGAGCCUGCUCCGCAAAGUCUACGACGAUCUCGUUCAAAAGGGCUCUAUCAAAGUAGAAGCAGAGCCUGUUCCACCCAAGAUUCCUAUCGACUACUCAUGGGCACAAGAACUCGGACUCAUCCGAAAACCAGCCGCCUUCAUCUCCACUAUAUCUGACGACCGUGGCCAGGAACUUCUUUACGCGGGCAUGCCCAUCUCCGAUGUCUUCAAAGAGGAGAUCGGUAUUGGCGGUGUCAUGUCACUACUCUGGUUCCGUCGCCGUCUCCCAGACUAUGCCAGCCGCUUCCUCGAGAUGGUUCUCAUGCUGACAGCUGAUCACGGUCCGGCUGUGUCCGGUGCUAUGAACACCAUCAUCACAACACGUGCCGGCAAGGAUCUCAUCAGUUCCCUAGUGUCUGGACUACUGACUAUUGGAUCUCGAUUCGGCGGUGCUCUUGAUGGUGCCGCUGAGGAAUUCACCAAGGCCUUCGAUAAGGGUCUAAGCCCGCGAGACUUCGUCGACGGUAUGAGGAAGGCGAACAAAUUAAUUCCUGGCAUUGGUCACCGAGUUAAAUCGCGAAACAACCCCGAUCUGCGCGUAGAGCUCGUAAAAGAAUUUGUCAAGAAGAGGUUCCCUGCUUGCAAAUUGCUUGACUAUGCUAUCGCUGUUGAAACUGUCACGACCUCAAAGAAAGACAACUUAAUCCUCAAUGUGGACGGGUGUGUCGCUGUCUGCUUCGUUGACUUGUUGCGCAACUGUGGAGCUUUCUCCCCAGAGGAAGCAGAGGACUACCUAAGCAUGGGAGUGCUCAAUGGGUUAUUUGUGCUAGGCAGGAGUAUUGGUUUGAUUGCUCACUACCUGGAUCAAAAGAGACUGCGAACCGGACUGUAUAGGCAUCCCUGGGACGAUAUCACCUACUUGCUGCCCAACCUGGCGCAAGGUGCGCCUGGAAACGAGGGUCGUGUGGAAGUAAGGUUGUAA